AUGCGUGUGCAGUUAUACCACAGCCUGAAGACUGAACCACCAGACUUGCUAAGAGCAGGAAUGAUGUACACUGACUUACCGUUCACUUUGGACUCUUCUUUAGUUGAAAAACCUAGCUCCAGCGGAGCGAUUUCGAACGUGUCACUGGGCAAGCGAAAGGAACUACCCAGCUUUUGGGUACCAUCACAAACACCGGCAGCUAAGGUAUCGCGCAUCGAGAAACCGGACAGCAAAAUCUACUGUCCCGUGUCGAACAAACCCCUGAAGGCAAAGGAUUUGAUUGAGGUAAAGUUUACCCUGGUAAAGGAUCCCGCCGAUAAGAAAUCACUGAUUGCGAAGGAACCGAUACAUGUGUGCGGUGACGCACGAUAUCCUGAACAUUCCGUACCGUGUGCGGUGCUGAAACCGAC
Molecule: messenger RNA, 410 nt
Organism: Anopheles stephensi (Asian malaria mosquito)
Lineage: Eukaryota; Metazoa; Arthropoda; Insecta; Diptera; Culicidae
Product: nitric oxide synthase-interacting protein homolog
Exons: 2
Cellular component (GO): nucleus
Molecular function (GO): ubiquitin protein ligase activity
Source: RefSeq, a predicted model, not a curated record